Pyricularia oryzae 70-15 is the source of this 1053-nucleotide messenger RNA. RefSeq lists its product as uncharacterized. Lineage: Eukaryota; Fungi; Ascomycota; Sordariomycetes; Magnaporthales; Pyriculariaceae. Bases 1 to 429 code for a protein of 142 amino acids. The record is from RefSeq and is a predicted model, not a curated record. The transcript is spliced from 4 exons.
AUGCAUCCGGUUCCAACUGAUGAAGCUAUGCUACCUAUGAUUGAUGGGUUGAUCGAUGGCUUGAUUUCGGGUCCUUUUGUUGAUGGCAUAAGCAAGCAAUGCAACAAUGUAUCUCUCCAUGUAGUUUGUGGCCAGGUUUUAACUGAGAGCCGAUAUUGUUUUUAUCAGUUGCUCUGGCUGCUCGGCACACAAUUGCAGAGCCGGGCAUGGAUAAACGGCACCGCUAGUCCUGACUCGCCCUUGAAAACGGCGUGGCGUCGCAUGGGUCGCACUUGGGUCGAGUGUCUUAGCGCCAAAAAGUUGGCAGUGUGUAGCUACAGCGCAGGUACCGCUUCAGUACCAGGCAAGCAGGUACAUUACCCUUACCUCUCAAGCGGUAGUUGCCUCAUCCUGGACUGGGGCUGCUACUGCUACCACGUUACAGCAUGAAAUCCACCCAUGUUAUUCCGUACGAAGGCGGUCAAGCUUUCUUUGCCUGCUCUGUCCUUACUUACCCAAGGUACCAACUACUGGUAAAUUGAAUACCUUAUUUUGAUUAUUGAUACACAGGUAAUUACUUGCCUACCUAACUUACAUACCUACUUACCUUAACCUACCGUAAGGUCUUGAGUGACAUUCAAGUCCGAACCGCAGUCUCAAUUGACUGAUUUUAUGUGCUCGUCAAGGCUCGAGGCUGGGUCACGUCUGAAACUGUCCGACUCGCCGGCCAUACACUUACUUAUCCUUACUCACUCUCGUCAUUCUUGACUGGACAUGUGUAUUCGCACCUGAUCUCACGCUCGCCAUAUCUCUCACAUGCCCGACUUAUGCAGAGACAGUUUGCUUUCUCCGUUCAACAGGGCUGACUGCGAAAAGUAGCGCUUGGCGUAUGCACACAUUGGCCAGUCUGAUCGCACACAUGCUGACUGAUUGCACCGAAAUGGAACCACUUUUUAGCACAGACAAAGCCUCCUAACCUGCUAAUUUUGCCCGUAUAUUCCUUUUGCUUCUUUGGCUUCUUCUUUCUUGUUCUAGAUAAUUACUUAAUUCGGUAUCUUUUUCAUCCUCGUCCUG